UUGCUAAUCACAUUCAUGGUGAUGGGGUUUUCAUUGCAUCUGUUGCUUCUAUUUGUUCACUCGGUUAUAUGUUCUUCAGGGCAGACAUUCCCCUACAUGACUUCAGAUGUCCAAGAAGUCUCGGGUAGGUUCUUCGACUACAUUGUGGUUGGAGGAGGCACUGCCGGCUGCCCCUUAGCUGCAACCUUAUCUGAGAAAUUCUCAGUGCUGCUGGUGGAACGAGGUGGCUCGCCUUAUGGAGACCCCUUCAUCUUGGAGACAAAGCACUACGGGCACUCAUUGCUCCGAACUGAUGAGUAUACAUCAGUUGCACAAAGAUUUGUCUCUGAAGAUGGUGUCAGCAAUCUCAGAGGAAGAGUGCUAGGAGGAUCAUCUGCUCUCAACGGCGGGUUUUACAGCAGAGCAAGUGAAGAUUUUGUCGAAAAGGUUGGGUGGGAUCAUGAGGGAGUAAGGGAUGCUUAUGAAUGGGUGGAAUCUAGAAUCAUCUCUAAACCUGAUUUGACUCCAUGGUCGUAUGUAGCUGCUUUUAGCUUUCUUGAAGCUGGAAUUUUCCCUUAUAAUGGUUUCAGUUUGGAGCAUAUUCCGGGAACAAAGAUCGGUGGUAGCUUGUUCGAUGAACAAGGAAGAAGACGCCUCUCGUCUGAUCUUCUACAGGCAGGAAAUCCAAGCAAUAUCAUAGUACUCUUGAAUGCAACUGUAAAGAAUGUUAUUUUUGAUACAAAUUGUACCAGAUAUGAGAAGACAGCUCGAGGUAUAAAAUUCAUCAAGAGCGACGGCAGCUCAAACCAGACUUUUGAAGCUUACCUCAACCAGCCAGACAACUCAAGCUCAUGGGGUGAUGUGAUACUAGCAGCAGGAGCUCUAGGUAGCCCUCAGAUUUUGUUGCUAAGUGGCAUUGGCCCUCAAGAACACCUAAACAACUUUGGAAUCCCACUAGUACUUGACAUGGGAGUUGGAGAAGGAAUGCAAGAUAAUCCUGGUCUUGCAAUCUUAGCUGAUUCCAAGCCACAAAAUCGAACACCAGAACCUCCAAAAGUUGCUGGCAUCACAGAUGACCUCGAAAUCAUAAUCGAGGCAGGGAUUUUACCUAUUAGCCUCAACGCAACAGUGAUUCCCAUUGCUGCCAAAAUUGCCUUCCCAGAAUCAGUAGGAAAGCUCGAACUCAGAAGCACUGACCCAAGAGCAAACCCAUCAGUAACAUUCAAUUACCUAUCAAGCAAGAAAGACCAGGCACAAUGUGUGAAGAUGGGCCAGCUGCUUGAGCGAGUUGUAAGGUCUGAAUCAAUUGCUUUCUUCCUUGGUUCAAACGAACACCAAAACAAGCUGAUGUCCACCGAAGAAGAGCUCCAAAAACUCUGCAAGAAGAAUGUCAGAACCUUCUACCACUACCAUGGGGGUUGCACAAAGGGUUCAGUGGUCCACAUCAACUAUAGGGUUUAUGGUGUUAUGGGAUUGAGAGUGAUUGAUGGUUCAACCUUCCUGGAAUCACCAGGCACAAACCCAAUGGCUACUCUGCUGAUGCUUGGCAGAUACCAAGGGGUCAAAAUCCUUCAAGAUAGAAAAGAAGAUCUCGAACUCAAUUUAAAGAAAAAUCUGGAUUUUAAUUCCCUUUGUGUUUAG
Molecule: messenger RNA, 1620 nt
Organism: Fragaria vesca subsp. vesca
Lineage: Eukaryota; Viridiplantae; Streptophyta; Magnoliopsida; Rosales; Rosaceae
Product: (R)-mandelonitrile lyase-like
Exons: 3
Coding region: 16-1620 (534 amino acids)
Molecular function (GO): oxidoreductase activity, acting on CH-OH group of donors; flavin adenine dinucleotide binding
Source: RefSeq, a predicted model, not a curated record